AUGGCCUCUUAUGGCCCCAACCAUACCAUCUGCACUUGCAACCCAUUAGGAUGUUCUCUUCGGCAGUUCGAAAAGAAUGGUGAAAUCCUGACGGGCCGGCUAUUCCAUAAAACAAACUACCCACGGCAUUUACAAGCAUCAAUUGCUCAAGCUACCGUCAACGUACCUGAAGAUACCUUAUCAACCACCGCACCAACUACAACGGCGCAAAGUUCAAACAAUAUAUCCACCAAUAUCCAUAGUGUGGCCCCUGUCGGAAGUCUUAAACGCCCCCGAUCGCCAGAGCCUCCAUCAACCUCAUCUAGUUUUCACACGGAAAGCCAACCACGCCUUUGCCAGAAUGCACGCCUCACCGACAGUACAUCCAACCAAGAAACCAUCACUGCGCGCGUGCUUCAUAAGCGACCACGCUCACCUGACACUGGGCCAACAGCAUCUACCUCGCGUUUGCCCACUGAUCCGCCCCUUCCCAAGAAUUCACGGCUUACCAACGCAGCGUCAUACCAGCUAAGAUUGUCUACUGAAGAGUUCUAUACGCCUCGCGUGCUUCUUCAGCAUCCUUCCUGUGUGCAGUCGAUGAUUAGUGUUUUGAAUGAUCAUCUUUUGAGGAAUGCUUCAGUGAAGGCGUGUCAUACAUCACUCCAGCUGGAGCAGCUUAAAGUCAAGAGUUCAUUCCUUUCCCAAGAUUCCUCAUCCAAACCUAUCUGGGACAAAAUACCGAACUCACUUCCCAAGCUUAUAAAAUGUUUCCACCUGGAAGCUCGCAUCUUACGAACACUAUCAUGCCCAGUGUGCUUUGCUCUCCAUGGACCUCCUGUAGGCACGCCAACAGGCAAGGGUUUGAAGAAGCAACAGGAUGCUUCGGUCACCAAUGGAAGAUACAGGGUCGUUGAAUCCAAUUUGGCACUUGGUAACCUUGGUGACAUCGAUUUAGGCGUCUCAUCUGCAUCAGGAAGCCUCCUUGAUUCAUCAAUCAACUUUUCCCAUUCAUCAACACAAACACAAUAUGAUCGAGCUGCGAAAUUGAAGACUGACACGGAAACAACCCAAGAACCGAGUGAUAACCACUCUGAUAAGACUGUGGAUUCAAAUGGCACGAUUCAAGUUCCCAAGGGACCCAGUCUCACCAUUACUGAGCUCGAGCAGACAAUGAUGAAGAAAUAUCAACAGCGAGCAUCUUUCCAGCAAUUCCUUCGAAAUGUACCUCCGGACUACGCAGAACAAAUUGGUGCUGAUAUAAUUCUUCAAAAUUCAUCACCUAAAAAAAAGAACUCAUCGCCGUCUUCAGAUGUAUGUGAAUCAAUCAAACCAAUACUAGAAAAGAUUGGUUUGACCACAUGCGUGAAUUUUGAAAAGACCACGUCCUGGCGACACAGCGGCAAGGUUUUCAGCACAUACAGCAAACAUCCUGGCAACAGCUACGUAGAGUUUCAUCAUCACGGAAAAAAAGGAGUUGGGGUAAUACAUCACAUUAUAUACCCUGAAAGUCAUUCCACUCCCAUAUUUGUGCUUCAUGUUUUCCCACCGCUUGACCCCAUUGAUGAGAACCGGAACCCAUAUCGAUUGGUACCUCACUUGCAUGCCACUGUCAUGUAUAACGAAGAUCUUUCACUCCAAUCAAUACUUCCCGAGCAUCUGUUUGGCCAUUGUGCGGCACUUCAUAAUCAACCUGGAACGUUUAGCAUCUCGAAGGCCACACUAUCUUUGAACUGUUUGUUUGUGUUGAAACAAAUCGAUUCCAAUACUCUCAACAUUUUUUAUGAUUUUCGAGUUGAUCCAACUUUUAAUACUCAAUCAUUAAUGUAUGACAAACUUACUCAAUAUGCAAAUGAGAGAUGA
Molecule: messenger RNA, 1839 nt
Organism: Melampsora larici-populina 98AG31
Lineage: Eukaryota; Fungi; Basidiomycota; Pucciniomycetes; Pucciniales; Melampsoraceae
Exons: 5
Coding region: 1-1839 (612 amino acids)
Source: RefSeq, a predicted model, not a curated record